This is a messenger RNA of Cinclus cinclus, 4502 nucleotides long. RefSeq names its product PR/SET domain 16 (gene PRDM16). Gene Ontology annotation, molecular function: protein binding; histone H3K9 methyltransferase activity. Gene Ontology annotation, cellular component: nucleus. Lineage: Eukaryota; Metazoa; Chordata; Aves; Passeriformes; Cinclidae. The record is from RefSeq and is a predicted model, not a curated record. The transcript has 16 exons. Bases 762 to 4502 code for a protein of 1246 amino acids.
GUAGGGCUGGAUUAGAGAUUAGCAAGGAAUUGUUCCCUGGCAGGGUGGGCAGGCCCUGGCACAGGGUGCCCAGAGCAGCUGUCACAGCCCCUGGAUCCCUGGAAGUGUCCAAAGGCUAGGCUGGAUGGGGCUGGGAGCAACCUGGGAUAGUGGAAGGUGGCCCUGCCAUGGCAGGGGGUGCCACUGGAUGGUUUUAAGGUCCCUUCCAAGCCAAACCACUCCAGGAUUCCAUGACUACAGAGCAGAGAUGCUCUGUUAAACCUGCAGGGGUGCGUGGCUGAGGUGGAGCUGGGAGCUCAGAGCCACAGCUGCUGCUGUGGGACACACUGAGCAGGAACCCCGAACACCAGGCAAACACGUCUUGCCAAACUUAGAUUUUACCCAAAUUUAUUUCUGGUCUUUUUUUUUUUUUUUUUUUUUUCUUUUACAAAAUAUACACUGAGCCAGUUAAAGCAAGACGUGGCUAAAGAGAACCUCAACCACCUCUUCUGUGUUUUCUUCCCUCUUUCCAAAACUGAAGUGCAAACAGCAGAGGAUCCCUGAUCCCAUAGAACACAGCAGGCUGCAAUGAGCCUGCCCCCCACACUUCUGCAGUGUCCUUACCUCAGUUCCUCGAGCGAGGUUUUCAUCCUUUAGAAAAGCACGAGCUUGGCUUAGAAAAACUUUGUCCCAGGGAGAGAUUAACCAAUGUUCACGUGAGUAUCUCAGUGUGUUUUGUUCUGCUGUUUCCCCUUUUAGGUGACAGCGAGAUUGUAAAUAAUAUGUACGAGACCGACCCCGAUCUCCUUGCUGGAGAAAGCGCAGAGGAGGAAACUGAGGACAGUAUAAUGUCCCCCAUCCCUGUGGGACCUCCGUCACCCUUCCCCACCAGUGAGGACUUCACUCCCAAGGAGGGCUCACCCUAUGAAGCUCCCGUCUACAUUCCUGAUGACAUUCCAAUCCCACCAGAUUUUGAACUCAGAGAAUCUUCGAUCCCAGGGGCAGGGCUAGGGAUUUGGGCCAAAAAGAAGAUUGAAGUUGGGGAAAGAUUUGGACCCUAUUUGGCAGUGCAGAGGAGCACAUUAAAGGAAACAAACUUUGGAUGGGAGCAAAUACUGACUGAUCCCGAGGUGACCUCCCAGGAGGGCAAUAUAAAAAAGAUUCCCGAUGCCCUGGGCAGUGAGAAGUUCUGCAGUGAUGCUGGCCAGGGUGGGGCUGGGAACUGGCUGAAGUACAUCCGAGUGUCCUGCUCCUGCGACGAGCAGAACCUGGCUGUGUGCCACAUCAACGAGCAGGUCUAUUAUAAAGUUAUUAAAGAGAUUGAACCAGGAGAAGAGCUCCUGGUGUGUCUGAAGGAAGGAGGUUAUUCCCUCGGGAACAUGGCACCCAGCAUGGAAGAGGAGCCCUCGUUCCGCUGCGAGGACUGCGAUGAGCUGUUCCAGUCCAAGCUGGAGCUGCGGCGCCACAAGAAGUACGGCUGCAGCGCCGUGGGGGCCCUGUACGAGAGCCUCGGAGACGACAUCAAGCAGGAGGGCCUGGGAGAUGGACAGGUCUACGAGUGCAAGGACUGUGAGAGGAUGUUCCCCAAUAAAUACAGCCUGGAGCAGCACAUGGUGAUCCACACGGAGGAGAGGGAGUACAAGUGUGACCAGUGUCCCAAGGCUUUCAACUGGAAAUCCAACCUGAUUCGUCACCAAAUGUCUCACGACAGUGGGAAACGGUUUGAAUGUGAAAACUGUGUUAAGGUGUUUACGGACCCCAGCAACCUGCAGCGGCACAUCCGCUCCCAGCACGUGGGGGCACGGGCCCACGCCUGCCCCGACUGUGGCAAGACCUUCGCCACCUCCUCGGGCCUCAAGCAGCACAAGCACAUCCACAGCACUGUCAAACCUUUCAUAUGUGAGGUCUGUCACAAAUCCUACACGCAGUUCUCCAACCUGUGCCGCCACAAGCGGAUGCACGCGGACUGCCGCACCCAGAUCAAGUGCAAGGACUGCGGGCAGAUGUUCAGCACUACCUCCUCCCUCAACAAACACCGACGCUUCUGCGAGGGCAAGAACCAUUACAGCCCCGCCGGCAUCUUCGCCCCCGGCCUCCCCCUCACGCCCACCUCCAUGAUGGACAAAUCCAAACCCUCUCCCAACCUCAACCACGCCAGCCUGGGCUUUAACGAGUAUUUCCCAUCCCGCCCGCACCCCGGCGGGCUCCCCUUCUCGCCGGCCCCCCCAGCCUUUCCCGCCCUCAGCCCGGGAUUCCCGGGGAUUUUUCCGCCUUCUCUGUACCCCAGGCCCCCCUUGUUACCGCCCACGCAACUGCUCAAAAGUCCCCUCAACCACACUCCGGACGCGAAGCUCCCCAGCCCCCUCGGGAACCCGGCACUGCCGCUGAUCUCCGCGGUGAGCAACAGCAACCAGCAGCCUUCAGGAGAGGAGAAAUGUGAAAGCAGCCUGGAAAACUCCUACCUGGAGAAGCUAAAAGCCAGGAACAGUGACAUGUCUGAUGGCAGUGACUUUGAGGAUGUCAAUACAACCACAGGCACAGAUCUGGACACCACGACUGGCACCGGCUCUGACCUGGACAGCGACGCGGAGAGUGACAGGGACAAAACGAAAGACAAGAGCAAACAAAUGGAGACCAAGCCGGAUUUCGUCAGCAGCUCGGUGUCUGCGAGUUCCACCAACACCCCGAGCGAGAUCCCUCUAUUCUAUUCUCAGCAUUCCUUCUUUCCUCCCCCCGAGGAGCACCUGCUGCCCACCACGGGGGCAGCCAAUGACUCUAUUAAAGCUAUCGCCUCCAUUGCAGAGAAGUAUUUUGGGCCUGGCUUUAUGGGGAUGCAGGAGAAAAAGAUGGGUUCGCUCCCGUAUCAUUCCAUGUUCCCUUUCCAGUUCCUCCCCAAUUUCCCCCACUCCCUCUACCCUUUCACGGAGCGGACCCUCAAUCACAACUUGCUGGUCAAGGCAGAACCAAAGUCACCCAGGGACCUCCACAAAGUCGGCGGCACCAGCUCGGAGUCCCCCUUCGAUCUCACCACGAAGCCAAAAGAGAUUAAGCCAAUCCUGCCGCCCCCCAAGGUCCUCCCAGCCCCGUCCUCAGGGGAGGAGCAGCCACUGGAUCUGAGCAUUGGCAACCGCAUCCGAGCCAGCCAGAACGGAGGGAGAGAGCCACGGAAAAACCACAUUUAUGGGGAGAGGAAGCUGAUGGCAAGUGAGGUCUUACCUAAGAUUUCCCAGUCCCAGCUGCCUCAGCAGCCUUCCCUGCACUACGCUAAGCCAUCGCCCUUUUUCAUGGACCCCAUCUACAGCAGGGUGGAGAAGCGGAAGGUGACAGACCCCGUGGGUGCCCUCAAGGAGAAGUACCUGCGACCCUCCCCGCUGCUUUUUCACCCCCAGAUGUCGGCCAUCGAGACGAUGACAGAGAAACUGGAGAGCUUUGCAGCCAUGAAGGCCGACUCUGGCUCAUCCCUGCAGCCCCUUCCCCACCACCCCUUCAACUUCCGAUCGCCGCCGCCCACGCUCUCCGACCCCAUCCUGCGCAAGGGCAAGGAGCGCUACACCUGCAGGUACUGUGGCAAGAUCUUCCCACGCUCAGCCAACCUGACGAGGCAUCUGCGGACGCACACUGGGGAGCAGCCUUACAGGUGUAAAUACUGUGACAGGUCAUUCAGCAUUUCCUCCAACCUGCAGCGGCACGUGCGGAACAUCCACAACAAGGAGAAGCCAUUCAAGUGUCACCUGUGCAACAGGUGCUUUGGGCAGCAGACCAACCUCGACAGGCACCUGAAGAAGCACGAGCACGAGAACGUUCCAGUGAGCCAGCACUCCGGAGUCAUCACCAACCACCUCGGGACCAGCGCCUCCUCCCCCAACUCGGAAUCAGACAACCAUGCACUUUUAGAUGAAAAAGAGGAUUCCUACUUCUCGGAAAUCAGAAAUUUUAUUGCAAAUAGCGAGAUGAACCAAGCGUCGGCUUUAGCAGAUAAAAGGCCAGAAAUCCAGGAUAUUGAUGGCAAUUCCCAGUGCCACGGAUUGGCAAACGAGAAGACAGAAGAUGUGGACGAUGAGGACGAAGAACUGGAAGAGGAAGAUGAUGACAGCCUGACUGGGAAGUCCCAGGACGAGACGGCGUCGCCCACGGCAGAGCCCCGGGGAGCAUUCGAGGAUGAGGAGGAUGAGGAGCCCACGUCUCUCACCAUGAGCUUUGACCACACCCGGAGGUGUAUUGAGGAGGACGAAGCCGGCCUGUUAGAUUUGGAGCAGAUGCCGAAUUUUGGGAAGGGGCUGGAUCUCCGCAAAGCAGCCGAGGAAGCAUUUGAAGUUAAAGAUGUGUUUAAUUCCACCUUAGACUCUGAGGCAAUAAAACAGACUCUGUACAGGCAGGCUAAAAACCAGGCUUAUGCAAUGAUGCUGUCCCUGUCUGAGAACGCUCCCCUCCACACGUCCUCCCAGAACUCUCUGGGGGCUUGGCUGGACAUGGCAGGAGCAGCUUCAGAGUCGGGGACCUUUAACCCCAUCAACCACCUCUGA